Molecule: messenger RNA, 1013 nt
Organism: Ricinus communis (castor bean)
Lineage: Eukaryota; Viridiplantae; Streptophyta; Magnoliopsida; Malpighiales; Euphorbiaceae
Exons: 2
Coding region: 86-814 (242 amino acids)
Source: RefSeq, a predicted model, not a curated record
GCCCGAAGGAGAAAAGAAGAAGCUUUAGUAGUACUUGGCACCGUGAAGACAGGAACACCAGCACUGUUCUUGCUUUACCCUCCAGAUGGGAAUUAGGGAUUACAUUUCUUCAACGGCAAAUGCAGUGAAUGAAAAUGCCAUUAAACCUGUUAAAACCUUCUGCUCCACCUCUUAUUCUCACGGCCAUGCAGCUGUUACCAUGAUAGGCAAGACCUCUUAUUCUUACGGUUCCGCUGCUGCUUCCAAGAUCGCCAGCGCCAUCAGAGUCAACGCUGUUGAAAAGGUGAGCCAACAAUUACAGGACGAAGAUGCCCAAUCCAAAAUGCGCCAAUUUGCCUCCAACAUUGCCACCAACGCUGCCGGAUUCGUGUUCCGCGAGGCUCUUAAAACUUUACCUGGUGGAGGACCAAUUGUUGAGAUUGUGUCACGCUCCUUGCCUGAUAAAAAGAAUUUGCAGAAUCAUAAAAAGGAAGAAGCAGAGGCAUUAAAAUCUAAAUUGGUCGAUCAUGAAGAAAAGAUAAAGGAAUUGCAAGCUGUGAUACACAAAAUGAGAAAAGAACAAAGCAAUUCUAAACAAGUGCUUAAUCAGGCAGAGGUGCAUGAGCUGGAUGAUGUGGAAUUAGAAUUUAGAAAACUCGAAGCCUAUAAAAACCAAGCAGCAGCCGUCAGAUUUCUUAGGACAAUUCAUCUGCAUUCAGAUGAGAAUAAACAACCAGUGGAUCAGUUGCGAACAAUGUUAAUGAAGGGGCUCAUUAGUAAUCAUAUCCUGCAUGAUAUUAACAGCACCAAAAAAUGCCACGAGUCGGAUGCAUGACCUAGAGACAAUAGUUUAUCUGUGAUAAUCAUAGUUAAUCAUAAUAGUGCUCAUGCAUGAAUUUCUAUGGAAGCUAUUCUAUGUUAUUGGAAGGCUGUCUCUGCUCAGUAUUAGUAUGAUGUUUCUGUAAUGAUAUCUGCGUGUGUAUUGGAUUGUCUCUGUAGAGAAAUUAUGUGGAAGCAGUGCUUUCUCUUGUUAA